Molecule: messenger RNA, 4903 nt
Organism: Calypte anna (Anna's hummingbird)
Lineage: Eukaryota; Metazoa; Chordata; Aves; Apodiformes; Trochilidae
Gene: EHD4
Product: EH domain containing 4
Exons: 6
Coding region: 152-1777 (541 amino acids)
Biological process (GO): endocytosis; endosomal transport
Cellular component (GO): plasma membrane; cytoplasm
Molecular function (GO): GTP binding; protein binding; calcium ion binding
Source: RefSeq, a predicted model, not a curated record
GGAGGGGCCCACGGCCCAGCCCUGCAGCUCAGCUGGACCGGGGCCGCGCUGCUGGAACCGCCCCCGCGCCGGGGCCGCUUCUCUCGGCCCGCCCGCCCGCUGCUGCGUGCGCGGGGAGCGGCAGUGCGGUGGGGCUGCUGGUACCGGCGGGAUGUUCAGCUGGAUGGGCAAGCAGGGCGGCGGCCGGGAACGCGGCGGUGCCGGCGACGUGGUCCAGACGGUGACCGGGGGGCUGCGGGAUCUCUACAUCCGCAAGCUGCUGCCGCUGGAGGAGCACUACCGCUUCCAUGAGUUCCACUCGCCCGCUCUGGAAGAGGCCGACUUCGAGAACAAGCCCAUGGUGCUGCUGGUGGGGCAGUACAGCACCGGAAAAACCACCUUCAUCCGGUACCUGCUUGAACAAGACUUUCCAGGGAUGCGGAUUGGUCCAGAGCCUACCACGGAUUCUUUUAUUGCUGUGAUGUAUGGAGAUUCAGAAGGAAACAUUCCUGGGAAUGCCCUGGUUGUUGAUCCUAAGAAGCCAUUCCGCAAGCUCAGCCGCUUUGGAAAUGCUUUCCUCAACAGAUUCAUGUGUUCUCAGCUACCUAACCAGGUGCUGAAGAGCAUCAGUAUCAUUGACAGCCCUGGCAUUCUCUCUGGAGAGAAGCAGCGCAUCAGCAGAGGCUACGACUUCUGCCAAGUUCUCCAGUGGUUUGCUGAGAGAGUCGACCGCAUCAUCCUCCUUUUUGAUGCCCACAAACUGGACAUAUCAGAUGAAUUUUCAGAGGCUAUCAAGUCAUUCCGGGGCCAGGACGACAAGAUUCGAGUGGUGCUUAAUAAAGCUGACCAAGUGGACACACAGCAGCUGAUGAGGGUCUAUGGGGCACUCAUGUGGUCUCUGGGAAAGGUGAUCAACACUCCAGAGGUGCUGCGGGUCUACAUUGGCUCCUUCUGGGCCCAUCCUCUCCGAAACACAGAGAAUCGAAGACUCUUUGAAGCUGAAGCACAGGAUCUUUUCCAGGAUAUCCAGAGCCUCCCCCAGAAGGCUGCUGUGCGGAAGCUCAAUGAUCUCAUUAAGAGGGCGAGGCUUGCAAAGGUUCAUGCUUAUAUCAUCAGCUAUCUCAAAAAAGAAAUGCCCUCUGUAUUUGGGAAAGAGAAUAAGAAGAAGGAACUGAUCAACAAAUUACCAGAGAUCUACAUCGAGCUGCAAAGGGAAUACCAUAUCUCAGCAGGUGACUUCCCUGAAGUCAAGAAAAUGCAGGAGCUGUUGGAGAAUUGUGACUUCACUAAGUUUCAUUCUUUGAAACCAAAGCUGAUUGAAGCUGUGGAUAACAUGCUGGCCAAUAAAAUUGCUUCACUGAUGAGUCUGAUUAGGCAGGAAGAGAGCAAUAUGCCCACAGAGAUGGUACAUGGUGGAGCAUUUGAUGGCACCAUGGCAGGACCUUUUGGGCAAGGAUACGGAGAAGGUGCCAAGGAAGGAGCUGAUGAAGAGGAAUGGGUUGUUGCCAAAGAUAAGCCUGCUUAUGAUGAGAUUUUCUACACCCUGUCACCAAUCAAUGGGAAAAUAUCAGGGAUUAGUGCAAAGAAGGAGAUGGUGACUUCUAAGCUACCCAACAGUGUUUUGGGGAAGAUCUGGAAACUUGCAGACUGUGAUGGCGAUGGUAUGCUGGAUGAUGAGGAGUUUGCUUUGGCAAAACAUCUCAUCAAGAUUAAACUGGAUGGGUAUGAACUGCCUGGCACGCUACCUCCCCACCUGGUGCCACCAUCUCAUAGGAAACCUCUUCAGACAGCAGAGUGAAAAAUACAAGAAGAAUGAGGAGUUUGGGAAUCUUUCACCAAAUGCAUUGAAGCCACCAACAUUUGAAAAUAGGCUUAGAUCCUUAAACCUCACAGCACAUUUCAUGCAAGUUACUGAAAUUAGAAGCAUGGUAGCAGGGAAAUACUCAUUUAGAUGUCCCUGCUGCCCUUCACCCAGACAUGCUUAUCUCAAGUGCCUUGUAUUAUUGUAAGGUGAAAAUGUUUUUGUAGUCCUGCUUCCAUGUCUUGCUGCCUUUGCAACCAUAAAGCAGAAAAGGCCACGCAUAAAAAUCACUGACCUUCACCAAACCUCAAUACUUAGCAACCAUAAGUUUCUCUGGAGUAUUUUAAAUAGCCUAAGGAAGCUCUAAAUAUUUAAUUCACCUCCCUAUGCAGGGAAAAUUUUCUGUGCUAAAAGCAUAGUAUAGGCAUCGAGUGAAUGUCAGCACAUCUGUAGUCUAAGAAAAGGCCAAUUAUAAAAGGAAUUUUUUUUUCUUUAUUUAAUAGGAUGUUACAGAAAUAGAGAAGAGUCAUGAGGGAAGUCCUUUAAGUGGACAGAAUACAAGCAGACUUGUUUUAAAACCUCACUGAUUGUAGCUAGGACUGCAAAAUAUUAAAAUGUUUCUUAAAGUUUGUCAUUGUGUCUUGUUAUCUGAAGAUGUGCUUCUUCAGUUUUAUACAGCACUAUAUAGUUAGUAUUAUCAUUAGAAGAAAUAUAUCUCCUCUGUUCCUUGGUGCUGAAGUUUCCUUUGUUUCUUUAGCUGCUCUGCAGGCAAUGAAUUCCUGAAUUGUUCAAAUUGACAGCAGAAUGUUUUCAGAAAGUUAAAAAAAAAAAAAUAUCACAUUUCCAUUAAGAUCAAUCCUCAUUUUCAGGUGAGAAAAGGUGCAUUGCUCAAAAUUGGCCUCUUCAAAGCACAUGGAAUUGUCUCUGGAAGCUUUCAUUAGUAUUUGAUGUCUGUUUACAGAUAAUUAUACAGUUAUUUGUAUGGGUUUUGGAUAUAGAAUAUUUUAAAGAAAUUUUUAAAAUUCUUUCUUUUUCCAACAUGUAGCUGACAGCUAUAAAUUCAGUUCCUGAGGUGGCAGAUUUGAAAGCUGGGCAGACUAAUGGGAAUCUUUACAUUUCUUGUGAUGAAUCAUAACCUGGUCCUUCCAGAUACUAUUCUAUUACUGAAAACAAUUCAUCAAAGAAAUGCCUGCUUAAUAAACAUUCUCUAACAACACAAUCAAAAUUAAACAUGCUGGCUGCUUACAACUGUAUUUAUCAGUACCUUAGGAGAACACAAAUUCUUGGUCCUGUGAACUUGAGUCUUCUAGGGAGGGCCUUUUUUUUCCUUUUUCUGAGAUCAAACUUGGAGGUCAGUUUUAAUCUGUGUAACUGAGCAGAAAUUGACUUGUAUUCAUUUGUAGUAUGAAACACACUGCACACAAAGGCACUGGAGUUUGGAGUUCUUUGGCUCACAAGAAGUGGGAGCAGUAAAACCUUCUGAGGCAGAGCAAGCAAAAAAGUGUUUUAGCAUCUUUCAGUAGGGGGAAGGAGGGAGGGAAGUAGUUUGAGUAUUGUCUCCCAGUUAGGAUUUUAGUCCCACUUAAUGGUCAGAUUUGUACAUGAUCUAAGAAGAGCCUCAACCACUUUUUUUCACAUUGUACAUUUCUAGGUUGUCAGUGAAGUUUAAUACUUCAGAUCUUUCCAGACCUCCUGUCUUUCUGUACCUGUUCUAUUCUGAUUUGAAAUCAUUAUAAUGAACUUUGCCAGGACUCUACCAUGGGAAAACAAUGAAGCUAUUUUAAAUAAUGGCAGAAAAACACCUUUAACUUGCCAGGCUUCUGGACCUGUAUCAAGGAUGUCCUGGCAUAGUUAAAUUUUCUUGAGUAUUUACUUGCUUUUUAAUUUAAUUUUAGGUUUUUCUUUUUUUUCCAACUAUAUUUGUUAGACCUAAAUUAGGAACCAAGUUACCCUUAGGACAUCUCUCUGCACUUCAGUAGAGCUGUGAAACUUGACUGUGAGUCAAGCGUGUGACUCUGCAGAGUAACUGAUUUUUCUGUGUAAUUUAUUUUUGAUUGAACAAGAAGUAAUCUAUAGAGAUUGUAGGAGUUGUUUGAAAAAGAAAAUGCAGAUUGCAAAAGUAAUAAUAUAUUCUUGUUAAUGAAUCCAUACACUAAUGACCAACUAGCUUGGUAAGAAAAGCCACCAGGACAAAGAAAGCAAAGUUGUGUAUCCUAACUACUGUAGUGUGGGCAAAGCUGACAGGAUUGGGAAGUUGCUGUCUUCUGACUGCUUUACCUUGCUCUUUCACAGCACAUGGUCCCAGGAGUGGACUGAUGUUUGAGGUCCCACUAGCCCAGAGGUGAUGCUCCAAAUGCACUGGAGCCAUGUGAUCCCAUGCCAGUAGGAAUAUCCUGCUCCUCUCACUGAAGUGUAGUUUCUUGGUUAUUUUAAUUUAUUUUUCUAGCUUUAGUGAUGGUAAAAUAGAGAACACAGCCUUUUCUUCAGUCUCCAUGGCAGUGUAGUAACUCAGACUUAUGGGAGACAAAUGAAAAUGCUUUAUUUUGGUAAGUCAAAAGAUUUUUUUUGUCUAGAUGGAGUUGGAAUGUUUGACUUUGUUUUCCUGUAGAAUUCAGAAGAGAAAAGCACAAAGCAUGUAUAGGAGUAGAGGUGGAUUCUCAGUGUUUCUUUGGAGGAAUAGAAGGGUUUCAGGAUGGGUACACAGUGCUACAUGCAGAGAUGUGUUUGCAGUGUGCUACCAUCCUAAUUAGUCAAUAGGAAUAAAGUACAUUUCAUGUGGACAUUAAACAGCAGUUUCUUGCACAGCUAAACUGGUGUAUAGUAGGUUGCUGUUGCUCUUCUCACUACCUCCUCACAGUCCCAUGGACCUGCUCCCUUUUGCCUUGCUGGUUCUCUGGCUUGUUAUAUCCUGCAAGCCCAUUGAGUUGGUUAAAUCACCCACCCAGCAGUUGGGUUGAUGCUCUGUGAAGUUAGUGAGUCCAUGCAUUAGGAUCAUGAGAAAAGAGCAGGAUUACCUUCUCAUGAAAUGUGCUGUAAGUAGUUAUUGGGGGACAGCCAGCAUGAGGUGACCUUUAGUGCUCAGUUUCAUGUUACUAAAAUCUGCUGAAGAAAGACUUAAGGAGU